AAUUCCAAUUUGCUAACUUUUUCUUAUUUCCUUUCUACAGGAGGUAGGAUUUGCUGUUUUACGUCUCAUUCCGACCUAGUCAUGGGUCAAUAGCAAGGACAGAUUCACACUGCUUAAUGAAGUGCAGAAAUUUAAAGUUGCGGAUCUGAGUUCCCAACACUACAAACCUCCCACGUAAUAUUAGAUUUUGAUUAUUUUCCUCAUAGAUAUUAGGAGGUAAUGUACUUGACUAGUAUAAGGAGCCAUUCGCGAACUUGAUCUUGUGGAAAUAGACAAUCUUCAUCACUUUUGACCAAGAGAUUCUGUGAGAUUGUUGUUGGAGAACACCGACGAGGAGACUGAUGGACGGGGUCAUGAAGCCUAUGAGCACCUGUGCUCCAAGUGAACUCAAGUCUGAUCAGGGAGCUUGCGACUUGCAAUUGGGUGACACUGGAAUUGAAGAUUUGCCCGAGUCCUGUAUAGCACAUGUCCUCUGCUUCCUUUCUACCAAAGACAUAGCCAUAUCGGCUUGCACUAAUCGCGCGUUCCGAGGUGCAUCUCUUUCGGAUGCUGUCUGGCAAGCCAAGUUGCCGAAAGAUUAUACUGAAGUUCUAGCAAAGGCAAAGGACGGUGCACGCGCCUUUGAUUCUAAAAAACAAAUCUUCGAUUAUCUCUGCAGCACAAUCCUUCUUCAUGGUCACGAGUUGUAUCGGCUAUUGGAGUCGCCUGCAGGAGUUUGUCGAGGUCAAGGCGCUGAAGCCCUGGACUUGGGUUCUGAUGGAGAACAAUGGGAUUGGCUUCAGCGAGGUGGUUCCAGUUACGACAAAUCGGCGUAUCUCAACGCUAGCUGCGCUUUGAAUGUUAAGGGGAGCAUGGAGUGUUCCCUACCAGUCGGCACGUACACUCUCGAGUGGAGGUUUGCUUUGGAUGAUACGUCGUAUGCGUUUAAUCGAGCCCGGAAUAAACUGCCAGUUGAGUUUGCGAUGUCAGUCAAUGAUCAUGUUACUGUUAAGUCAUACGGUUUUUUUCCAGAUCUCCAAUCUUUAUCAGAAGCUACGCUUUCAUCCGAUGAAGAAGAUCAAGAAGAACGAGACAUUGACUGGAACGAGUAUUAUUCUGGAGAUUAUUAUUCUGGAGAUUUUACUGGAGAAGAGGGAGACUCUCACUGGAACACGUAUUAUGUUGGAGAUUUUACUGUAGAAGAGGGGGAAGAACACUCCGGAAUGGGUCGAGUUAAAUUGGAUUACAGUUUUGUCCAUAAUCGGAGACACUAUACUUGGAAACGCGGUUUGUGGUUGGAUGGUGUUGUGAUCAUGCCGAGGACAAGGAAUGCAUGGAUGGUGUCAUGAUUCUGCCGAAGCAGUAGGGACUGGAAUAGAACAUGUGAUAGAUGGAUGGGCUGGUUGACAUCAUGCCCAAGCAACCAGGAAUAGAAUAGCUGACUCAUGAAGUGCCUUGAGCUUUAUCUUCAAGCAAUUAGCAUUACUGAGAGAACCGUGCACAUUAAAGCGAGCCAUUUGUAGAUUUGGGUAAAGAGAAUGUGCAUAUUACAGGUAAGUAGAUUCAUAUAGGGGCAACCCUAGAGAGGUAGUUGCGAAGAGUUAGAACAGUUUUAGUACUCAGAACUGAGAUUGUACCUAAUUCGCAUGGGCUGUUAGCUUCGGUUCAAUGGAUCUAAAUGAAUGAACAGUUCGUGCAAUUGAUGUCUGUUUUAAAAA
Molecule: messenger RNA, 1697 nt
Organism: Marchantia polymorpha subsp. ruderalis
Lineage: Eukaryota; Viridiplantae; Streptophyta; Marchantiopsida; Marchantiales; Marchantiaceae
Source: the annotation of a GenBank genome assembly